Molecule: messenger RNA, 1075 nt
Organism: Raphanus sativus (radish)
Lineage: Eukaryota; Viridiplantae; Streptophyta; Magnoliopsida; Brassicales; Brassicaceae
Product: LOB domain-containing protein 22-like
Exons: 1
Coding region: 45-830 (261 amino acids)
Source: RefSeq, a predicted model, not a curated record
UAAGGAACCGAUAACUCGCAAACCCAUCAAAACAAAACAAAAAAAUGCCAUCAGGCAAACCUUCUUCUUCUGUCUUCUCAUUACAUCCCAAACCAACACCAUUAAAACCUUCAAGCAGCACCAGCAACAACAACAACACCACAAACCAAGCAUGCGCGGCUUGCAAAUACCAACGUAGAAAAUGUGCUCCUGAUUGUCUUCUCGCUCCUUACUUCCCUCACGACCGUCACCGACAAUUCCUCAACGCGCAUAAGCUCUUUGGUGUAAGCAACAUCACCAAGAUCAUCAAAGACCUUAGCCCUCCUGAUAAAGACGCCGCUAUGUAUACAAUCAUGUUUCAAUCCGAUGCACGUGCCAAUGAUCCCAUCGAAGGAUGCUAUAGCAUCAUUAGAAAGCUUCAGUACCAGAUCGAAUACUCAAAAAACGAGUUGGAGAUGGUUGUUCAGCAAUUGGCUGUGUUCCGUAAUCAUCAUCAAGAACCGCAUAUUCAGAUUCAAGAACCUGAGGAUCUCUCUAGUUUUUCGAGUUCUUGUGAUCUAAACAACAACAACAACUCGAUUCCUUACAGCUACCCUCUUCACCAUGUCCAAGAACCAAUUCAGCAGCAACAAGAACAACAACAAUAUUGUUCCUCUGGAAACUUUAACGGGUUACAAGAAGACAUGUGGUGUCUUCAACUUCAAGAUUCAUCAACGACGGUGAAUAUGAAAGGUGGCUUCAUUGAUGAAUGUGAGGACAUUAAGCCUGUGGAAGAGGUUUCUAGUGAAACACACGAGUUCGAGCAUCAUCAUGAUGGUUUGGUUGAAGAACCAUACAUCAUUUCUUCUUAGCUUUUCCUUUUUCUUUUGGUCUGUUGGACUUUUAUUAUUUUCUUGAUUUUAGAAUCAUUUUUCUAGGGCUAACAAAAUCUCCUUUCGCUGAUCGAUCUUAAUAGUUAUUUUUUAACCAAAUUUAUUUUCUUCUGGAUUUUUUUUUGUAUUUCAUUUGGUAAAAUUUGUAUUAGAUGUGAAAGAAACAUGGAAUCUUCAAGAUAAAUGUUAAACAAGAAUUUGAUGGAAUAAAACACAUUUUAAUG